AUGCCCUCUCAAGCGGAUGAUAAACGCCAGGCGGCCCGCGAAGUCAUCGACAUUCUUCACGAGAUUUCCAUGCUCCUUAAUACAAACCUAGACCGGACGGAGCUCUCUCUGUGCGUGUCUCUGAUCGAGAAUGGCGUGAAUCCUGAUGCUCUUGCAGUGGGUCUCCCAACUGUAGUCAUUUAUACUGGUGUUUUUACGUAUCCAGUGCAGUUCUAUGGGCUAAUGCUUGAUAGACGGUUAUUAACGACCUCCGAAAAGAAGGCUCAACCUCGCAGGAAGCCCCCAAUGAACAGGAUCUCCCUGAGUGAUUGUCUACUUGACUCGUCAGAUCAUUUUUUUGUGCAUUCCUUGUUUUCUAUGCUUAUGACAGAGAUACCCGUCGUGCAGGCUCUCAUUCAGAUGGUACAAUCCAUGUAUGUAUAA
Messenger RNA from Aspergillus terreus NIH2624, 423 nucleotides. Its product is annotated as mitotic-spindle organizing protein 1. The transcript is spliced from 2 exons. Gene Ontology annotation, cellular component: interphase microtubule organizing center; centrosome; spindle. Gene Ontology annotation, biological process: microtubule nucleation by interphase microtubule organizing center; mitotic spindle assembly; gamma-tubulin complex localization. The record is from RefSeq and is a predicted model, not a curated record. The coding region runs from base 1 to 423 and encodes 140 amino acids. NCBI's taxonomy places the organism in Eukaryota, Fungi, Ascomycota, Eurotiomycetes, Eurotiales, Aspergillaceae.